This is a messenger RNA of Funneliformis mosseae, 546 nucleotides long. NCBI's taxonomy places the organism in Eukaryota, Fungi, Glomeromycota, Glomeromycetes, Glomerales, Glomeraceae. The record is from the annotation of a GenBank genome assembly.
AUGUUGUCAAGAAAGAAAACAGCCAAAUCUGUAUGUGCAUACCAGAAUAAUGCUAUUAAAAAAGACCCAACUGGAGGACACACAACAAUCAAGGCGCUUCUUUAUGAAGAGAUUAAGAAAAUACCAGAAUGUGAGAGCGAAGAAAAAAGUGCAAGGAAAACUAUUAAAGAGUACCUUUAUCAAUAUAUUCUAGAGAGAGACAUUGAUGACUCAGAUUUAGAAGAUACAACAAAUACAGCAGGAAUGACGAUUGAAGAGCAAGAUGAAGAACUUGAAAAUUAUGUAAAGAAGGUUCCAUUAUCUUUUACAUUUCCAGGAAUGGUUGACGGAAAAGCAUAUAUUAUCGUCACAGUAAAUCUGUCGAGAAGAACAAUGGUUCAUAACUUGCCAGCUGAGUUUAAGAAUUUUCCAGUGCUGAUUGAUUAUGGAACUAUGAGAGCAUCAACAGCUAGUGAUGAAUAUCACAAAUAUCAAAAUCUCAAGCCAGGGAUUAGUGCUCUAGGAGACUCUGGUGCUCUAGUCUUCGAUCAAGAUAGUCUCCUUUAA